GAUGGAUCUAGGUUUUUGUUUUUCUGUCUCGAGUCUGUCUCUCCAUAUCUGGUUUAGGUUAGGAUCUCAACAUGCGCUCUGAUUGGCUCAGACUUUGGACUGAAGGGUACGUUUUCGCCACACCCUAUAAUAAAUCUUAUUCUAGGCAUUUUGUUUUCGGAUCACCCUGAGGCGCGUUAACGGCACGCUGCAGGAUAACUUUCUCAUUUCUACUGUUCUUUUUUUUUAAAGGAUUCUAAUCUAAAAUACGUAUUUUAAUAAUCCUGGAAGAAUAUCGUACUUGUUAUAAGUGAGGACUGCAGAUAUCUUUCGGAUUACAGCUGAACUUUUCAUCUUUUAUGAACUGCGCUAAAGAAGGAUCUAAAUAGAACUUAACUUAUAACUUUUCCGGCGCGUUUUUCAGUCUCUGGAACAACAAACAAUACUUUUAUAUUCACACAACUUCAGAGCUUCAGAAAAACUUCAGGUUUUUUUGGGGCCGAGUCUGAGUUGAGCGCGUAAAAACGCACGGCGGCUCCAUAUGGCGCACAUGUGCAGGCAGAUCACCGGCAGCGCGGCGAGCUGUGCGGGCUGGGUCGGGGUCAUCGUCGCCACCGCAACUAACGAUUGGGUCCGGACCUGCGACUACACGGUGACCACCUGCCUCCGCAUGGACGAGUUGGGCUCGCGGGGACUCUGGGCAGAGUGCGUCAUCUCCCCGGCGCUCUAUCACUGUGUGGCCCUCAGCCAGAUCCUCACCCUGCCCGCGUACGUCCAGACGUCCCGUGCUCUGAUGAUCUGCGCCUGUCUGCUCGGCCUGCCCUCCAUGCUGCUGGUUCUCAUGGCGAUGCCGUGCGUCCGGCUGCAGAACGACACCGCCGCCAUCAAGAGGCUCCGCGCCCGGGUGGGGGGGGUCCUGGUCAUCCUCAUGGGUGUGUGCGGCAUCAUAUCGACCAUCUGGUUCCCCAUCGGCGCCCACCACGAGGAGCACCUGAUGGCGUUCGGCGUCUCGCUGUACGCCGGCUGGAUCGGCUCCGUUCUCUGUCUCCUGGGCGGCUUCGUGAUCUUGUGUUGCCGCGGCACCGACCCCCCCGGGACCCCGAGCAGGGACAACAGCUUCUACUACUCCCGGCAAGGGGGCACGGCCACGCCGCUGGACCCCCCCGCCAACCACGCCAAGAGCGCCAGAGUGUGAACAUCCCCCCUCAUAACCCCCCCCUCAUCAAAGUCUAAGGGAG
Messenger RNA from Perca fluviatilis (European perch), 1217 nucleotides. RefSeq names its product claudin 11b (gene cldn11b). Lineage: Eukaryota; Metazoa; Chordata; Actinopteri; Perciformes; Percidae. Gene Ontology annotation, cellular component: plasma membrane; bicellular tight junction. Gene Ontology annotation, biological process: cell adhesion; bicellular tight junction assembly. Gene Ontology annotation, molecular function: structural molecule activity. Bases 521 to 1174 code for a protein of 217 amino acids. The record is from RefSeq and is a predicted model, not a curated record. The transcript is spliced from 3 exons.